Molecule: messenger RNA, 483 nt
Organism: Purpureocillium lilacinum
Lineage: Eukaryota; Fungi; Ascomycota; Sordariomycetes; Hypocreales; Ophiocordycipitaceae
Source: RefSeq, a predicted model, not a curated record
AUGUCGACCAAGCGCAUCACCAAGGAAUUCGCCGAAGCAUCCCAAUCCCCUCCCCCCAACUUCUCCAUCUCCCUCCCCCCCUCGCAAUCCCUCCACACCUGGCACGUCGUCCUCUCCCCUCCCGCCCCCUCGCCCUACCACCCGGGCCGCUUCGCCCUCCUCCUCACCCUCCCCGCCGACUACCCCUUCAAGCCCCCGCAGCUCCGCUUCGCCACCCGCAUCUACCACCCCAACGUCACGAAUGACUCCCUCGGCAACAUCUGCCUCGCCGUCCUCAAGCCCGACCAGUGGAAGCCCUCCACCAAGAUCGCCGCCGUCCUCGACGCCGUCCGCAACCUCCUCGUCGAGCCCCAGCCCGAUGACCCCCUCGAGGACCGCAUCGCCGACGAGUUCCGCAACGAUAGGGAGGCGUUUGAGAAGAACGCCAGGCUGCAUACCCAAAAGUACGCCAUGGGCGAGCCCACGUUUCCGCCUGCGCCGUGA